GUUCUUUUUCUUCUUUGAGAUGAACUAAAAUGGACAAUUCCCAACAAGUACUAAAGUUGAGAUUUAACAACAACAUCACAAGCUCGGGUGAGUUUACUCGUCGCAAAAAUUGGUCUCAAAGUAUAUUGGAAUCAGUCCGAGAUGUCAUUCAUGUAUUGAGUCCUGAUCUUCGCUUUGUUUACUGCUCUACGGCCUCGAGUGAAUUUCUCGGUUACAAGCCCUCGGAACUGGUUCAGCAUUUGUUUACCGAAUUCAUUCAUGUCGAUGACAUUGACAUGUUCGUCCGAGAUUUUCGUACAGCUAACACUGCUAUGCAAACCCUUCGAACAACAUAUCGAUUCUUGAGAAAGGAUGGUAAAUAUACUACCCUGGAAACUAGAGGGCGCUUUUACAAAGGUUCCUUCUUUGGUAACGCAAGAAGAAUCCCUACUGAAGCUGCUCAUUCCAUUGAUUCCUUUCUUGAUCUCAAAAUGGAGAACGAAUUACUGAAAAAGAAGUUGGAGGCUCUUAAGGGUGAACACAAGAGGGGUGUAUCCAUGGACAGUGAACAUACUAGCUCUUCUAACCCUGGCUCCAUGACCAACGUAACAGAGGAAGAUACAAACUCUAGCGAUGAAUAUGAUGAUUGUAGCAUACCUUCCAACGGAAGUCAUGUUUAUACACAAGGUGUUACUUCAAACUAUGACAUUUCUGAGAGUGUGUCUUUGUUUACAGGCUUACGUUAUGAUCUGGGUGAAAGAUCCGUUGGUAUCUCUAUGGGAUUACAUGGUGGUGAAUUAACUAUGAUUGGCAUGGAUCAAAUUAUGGAUCAUUCCGUUUCUACGAGUACUACAGAAAAUAUGCCACAAAGAAGCCUGACCCCCGAACCCAGAGCAGGAAAAAAGAAACGUUUAAAUCCAUCUGCGGAAGUCGCAAAGGUUUGCACUGAUUGCGGUAUUACGGAAGCGCCUGAAUGGAGACGAGGUCCUAGCGGCCCUAAAACACUCUGUAAUGCCUGUGGAUUGCGUUGGUCAAAAAGCAAAAAGAAGUUAGAAAAUCAAAUGAAAUCUGGCAAUGCCACCUAAAUACAUCACUUUCCAACACAGUUUAAAUAAAUAAUUAUGUACUUCUAUCAUCCAGCAAAGGUUAGGAACAGGCGAGGAAGCGUGUAAAUGGCAUCAUUCCUUUGAUGUACAGUCUUACAUAUUUAUGUACCCGCUGUAUUUGUUUAUAUUGAUAUGCGC
This is a messenger RNA of Mucor mucedo, 1223 nucleotides long. Its product is annotated as MADB protein. The transcript has 3 exons. The coding region runs from base 30 to 1064 and encodes 344 amino acids. The record is from RefSeq and is a predicted model, not a curated record. Gene Ontology annotation, biological process: regulation of DNA-templated transcription. Gene Ontology annotation, molecular function: protein binding; zinc ion binding; sequence-specific DNA binding. Lineage: Eukaryota; Fungi; Mucoromycota; Mucoromycetes; Mucorales; Mucoraceae.